Parastagonospora nodorum SN15 is the source of this 2313-nucleotide messenger RNA. RefSeq lists its product as hypothetical. Gene Ontology annotation, molecular function: GTP binding; microtubule binding; GTPase activity. NCBI's taxonomy places the organism in Eukaryota, Fungi, Ascomycota, Dothideomycetes, Pleosporales, Phaeosphaeriaceae. The record is from RefSeq and is a predicted model, not a curated record. The coding region runs from base 1 to 2313 and encodes 770 amino acids. The transcript has 4 exons. Gene Ontology annotation, cellular component: cytoplasm; microtubule; membrane.
AUGUCGGAAUCAGUCAUACAGCGGCUGGACGACACGCGGAACGGCCCCGAGUCGCUCAAGGUCGAGGCUGACAGCGAGAUCGAGAUGCCUCUCGCUCCACUACACCCCGAUCAGAUCACCACAGACUCGCUCAAGAAGCUGCAGUCAACCAACGAGCGCCGUGUGCUUGAUGUAGUCGACAAGCUCCGUCGCAUUGGCCUUAACGGCACUAUCGAGUUGCCACAGCUAGUAAUCACCGAGAUACCCUUCCCGCGGAAAGCUGGCUUGUGCACGCGCUUUGCGACUGAGAUCGUCCUACGACGCCAGCCUACAAGCUCAGUCACAAUCAAGAUUAACGCAAGCAAAUCGCGCUCAUCCAAGGAGCGAAAGAAGCUAUCCACUUUCACCUGGACAGUUAUCGACCUCAGCGAGCUCCCUCUAAUUGUCGAAGAUGCCACAGCGGCAAUGGGACUGGGCAAAAUUGGCCAAUCCGCGGCGUUCUCUCGGGACAUUCUCAGUAUUGAGAUCUGUGGCCCUGAUCGUCCUCAGCUCACACUCGUCGAUCUUCCCGGACUCAUCCACAGUGCAACGAAGGCUUCCACAGAGGCGGACAAAGACUUAAUCUUUGGGCUUGUGCAGGAGUACAUGCAGAACCCACGCACGAUUAUUCUUGCUGUUGUGUCUGUCAAGAAUGAUGCCGCCAACCAGAUCAUUCUCAGCUUGUUCAAGAAAAUGGACCCCAAAGGCUCUCGCACGCUCGGUAUCAUCACGAAGCCUGAUUGUCUGAGCGCUGACGACGAGCAGUCCUGGCUUGAUUUGGCUAUGAACAAGGAAGUCUUCCUGCAGCGGGGAUGGCAUGUGGUAAAAAACAGAUCGGAAGGAGAAAUGCAGUACACAUUCGCGCAGCGCAACACUGCGGAAGAUGCCUUCUUUGCGCAGGGACAAUUCAAGGACCUAACCCGUACUAACGUAGGCAUUGAGACGCUUCGCGACCGCCUGAGUAACUUACUGCAUCGUCACUUGGUACAAGAACUACCUGCGCUGAAGCAGGAGUUGAAGACCACUCUGCGCGAGACCACGGAGCAAUUGGACAGCCUUGGGGACCGACGCGAAACGCCACAAGAGCAAAAGAUGCUGCUGACGACGAUCAGUCAGAAGGUCAACAUCAUACUGAGAGAUGCCAUCAAUGGUAGUUAUGUUGAUCCCUUUUUCGAUGAUGUUGAGCUAGACGAACCGACUACCGUGGGUAGAAACGUCCGCCGGUUCAGGGCACUUGUCCAGGACCUGAAUUCUCGCUUCGCUGAGAACAUGCGCCUACGAGGCCACAAAUACGUGACGCCGAGUUCCCAGAUCAAUGAAGAGCCGGCGCCACCCUCAUCACCUGUGUCCGAAGAUGACAGUGAUGACGAAGACGACAGUGACGAUGAAGACGAGGAAGACGAGGAAGGCGAGGAGGACAAUCGUGAGGUUGAAGCCGAGGCCGUCUCUGCCAAACAUCACGACAAUGACCUCCCGGAACCAGAAAUCUUGACAGAUGAGGAGUACCUAAAUUGGGUAAGGAAGGUGAUGCUGCGCUGUCGUGGACGGGAGCUUCCUGGCAGCGUCAACCCCGAAGUUACCAGUCAUCUCUUCUGGGAGCAGUCUAGACCUUGGAAGGCGCUCGCCGAAGAUCAUGUCGAGCAAGUGCGCAGCAUGGUCAAGUACUUCAUCCAGCAGGUUCUCGAACAUGUUGCACCUGCGGAGUUCAAGAAGCCGCUCGAAGAGCUAGUCGUCAAUGUCGUCCUAGAUGAUACGUUGGGAGAUGGCCAGGAAGAGCUCCGUAAGCUUCUGCAAGAUAAGGCGCGCCAUCCCAGCACCUAUAAUCAUUACUAUACCGACAAUGUUCAGAAGCGCCGCCAACAGAAGUACGAAGCUUUUGUCAGGGAUGCACGUCAAGCUGCUACUUCAGGCACAGGCCACUUGGAUCACGGUCGAUUCAAGACUGAGAUGAACAAAAGCGUCAGUCGUGAUAUGGAGGUUUUCAGCGCCGAAGAAACGCUUGAGAGCGCCAAGGCAUACUAUAAGGACGAGAUGAAGUACUUCAUCCAUGCCGUUACCAAACAGGUGAUCGAGCGAUGCAUGAUAGAACCUCUUAUAAGUAGGAUUCUGAGUCCAACUGGCGUUCAAGCUAUGACGGACGAAGAGGUCUCCUUCAUAGCCGCUGAGCCUCCCGAGAAUAUGGCACAUCGUGCGUUUCUGGAGGAGCGCAAGCAGAUGUUAGAGAAGGGUGAAGAGAUCUUCCGUGGGGCGAUGGGUGGAGUGAAGCGAAGCAGGAGUCGUGCAUUCGGUGUGUAA